GAUCAGGCUGUGCAGACGCCCAGCGCCACUGCCCGGCUGGCUGCUAGACCAGGUAGGACGUGGUCAGCCCCGCGCUUCUGUCCAAGCACCCAGUGACAGCCCCCAGGCCAGAGAGGAGGGCUCCAGUCAGUGGGCAGGAAGCCUCUGUGCUCUGGUCUCUGGGCGGCUUCGGCUCAGGCAGAGGCUGGCUCUCACCAGCUCAGAUCCACUGGACAGAGCAGGGCCUUGGACAGCUGGGCAAGACUCAGUCAGGGGUGCAGAUCCUUAGGAUAGCCCAACGGGGCCCUUGGGGUCAGGGGCUCAGCUCUGCUCUGUAACAUCCAGCCCAGGUUCUUCCUGCUGACACCUGAGCCAGCUUUGACCUUGGUGAGCUCAGAGGAAGCCUGUCCUAGCCAAGACUGGUGAAGGUCAUCGCCAAGGCUGGUCACCUCCUGGACACGGCAGCCUCUCGUCUGUGGCCAGCUGCCAGUUAGAGCAUACUGGGACAGGCCAGGGCUAACCAUCUCGAGGGACCCUGAUCCCUGGUGGGUUGUCCUGGUGCAGCCUGCUCUGAGGGAACAGAGGCAGUCAGGCAAGCUGCUGAACAGGGCUCAGGGCUUGAAGGAGCUGCUGCUGGGGCGGAAACUCAAAUGUAAUGAACACCAGCUCAUCCACUAAUAGCAAGUCACGUUUGAUUUCAGGACAGUGGCUGUGCGUCCUUAUAACAUUACCAUUUAGGGAUGGUUAGGAGUGCUGGCGAUAUAGCCCAUCACGUAGAGUGCCUGCCUCGCAUGCUCGAGACCCGGGUUCGAGUCCCCAGCACUGUUAGAUUGCGGAAAUAGAGAUGAUUAGGAGGCAGGGCGAGUGGGAGCUGGGAAAUGUUUUAAUUCAGAAGAAAAGAUUCUGCUUUCUUUCAGGGUGGAGAUGGUGUACCAGGAAGGUGGGGGGAGCCCCUGGGGCGGGCGGGGUGGUGGCCACUUGAGCAGGUUGAUGGCCAGAGCCUGGAUUUGUGAAGACUCCACCCGGUCCCAAGUUCUGCUGCCUCUCCAGCACCUCUGUUGACCCACAAUGGACAACUUCCAGUACAGCGUCCAGCUCAGUGACCAGGACUGGGCCGAGUUCUCUGCCACUGCCGAUGAGUGUGGUCUCCUGCAAGCUGGCCUGGCCUCUGGUGACGAGCUCUUGUCUAGUGACAUUGACCAAGGGGACAGCAGUGGCAGCAGCCCCCCUGGGCCCCCACUCCUUCUCACUGGGCAGCUUGCUCCCAGGGGGCGGGGCUGCCAGGGCUGUGAAGAGGAGGACGAGGAGGCCACCCGGCAGCUGGUCAGCAGGUCUCAGCGUGAGCCCGUCCUGGCUCUGGGACCUGGUCAGCAGGCGGCCGGCACGUCCGCACAGCCAGAAGCUCUUCUGCCCCUUGGCUCAGGUGCUGCCCCUCCCAGCCAGUGCUCAUUCCUCCCAGGGUCAGCAGCUUCCAGAGAGGAGAUGCAGAGGCUCCUGCAGGGCCCGGCCCCCAGCCCCCCUGGUGAGCCCCCUCGGAGUCCUGAGUCUUCUGGCCGCAGCCCCACCUCCCAGAACCCCCCUGGCAGCCCUGCAGCCCCAGCUCGGAGCCCUGGGCGCAAGAAGAGACGCACUGUGGGUGCCAAGGGGGGAGGUCGCUCUGGAGCCCCAAGUCCUGCUGUUGCCCAGCUGGGCUCCCCACUGCCCACUGAGUCCAGGCCUGUGGAGGCCACUGGCCUGGCUGGGUCCCGGGACAGGGGGCUUGUGGCUGGGGCAGCAAAGCUGACGGCAGAAACCCAGCAGGACCAACAGGAGGCAGACUCCACAGGUGCUCCCGAGCUGGGCUUGAGUCUCCCUGAGCAUGCUACCAGUCGAGGGCUAGGAUUGGAUCUGUCUACACCAGUGCCUGUAAUCAAGCAAGGUACAGACCGGAUCAGAACAACUCCCAGAGCUGAGCUACACAUGGUAUCCAUAUCUGUCCAGGAGACUCAUCCAGAUGUCUCCAUGGCUAAGUCAGAUGUGACUGCGUCUACACCUGCCUCCAAGCCUCAGACUGGCAUGGGUCUGUCUACACCUGCCUGCCAGACUCAACCCAACAUGGGUCUGUGUACAUCUGACUCUGAGCCACAAGCUGAUGUGGCUCUGUCUACACCUGACUCCAAACUUCAGUCUGAUGUGGCUUCAUCUAUACCUGCCUCUGAGCCUCCACCCUAUGUGGGUCUGUCUAUGCCUGCCUCUGAGCCUCAACCCAAUGUGGCUUUGUCUACGCCUGCCUCCAAGCCUCAAUCUGAUGUGGUUUUGUCUACACCUGCCUGCAAGCCUCAACCCAACAUGGCUUCAUCUAUAUCUGCCUCUGAACCUCUACCCAACAUGGCUUUGUCUACACCAGCUUCCAAACUCCAACCUGACGAGGCUGUGUCUACAUCUGCCUCCAAGCCUCAACCUGACAUGGCCUUGUCUGGACCUGCCUCUGAGCCUCAACCUGACAUGGCCUUGUCUGCACCUGCCUCUGAGCCUCAAUAUGCCCAGACUGGGUCUACACCUGCCUCCACACCAAGCCUGCCUGUGGACCUGCGUGCAGCAGAGGUGGAUCCUUCUGCUCCUCUCUCUAUGGCUCUGCCAUGCAUGGCUCUGCCUCACUCUGCUUCCAAGGCUGAGUCUGAGGCAGGUGUGUCCACACCUGACCCCAGAGCCUGUGCUGCUGAGCCCUCCUGGGCCCCUGUCCCCCAAGCCGGUUCUGACAUGUUGGGGACAGAGGUGAUUGUGCCUCCCAGGGGACCCCAAGAGAAGCCCAGAGGACAGCCUUCUGCAGGGGCCCCUGGACCCCCUGAGGGUGAGCCCCCGCCAGGCGCCAUGCAGGCUCCCAAGAGGAAGAAGGUACGAUUCUCCAUGGCAAUGCCCAGCCUGGAGGAGCUGGGGUCAGCAGGGGCCGGGGGCCCGCCCUCGCCAGUCACAGCCCGGCCCUCAGCCCUCAGAGUGGCAACAGGGGGCCGUGGGGGGUCUGCAGCCUGGGACGCUGUGGCAGUUGGGCCCCGGCCCCCCCAGCCCCGGAUCCUCAAGCACCUGCCGCCCCCUGCCCCUUCUGCUUCAGUGGGGCCCGGGCUGGGCAGCAGCUUUGCAGUGACCCUCCCAGAGGCCUAUGAGUUUUUCUUCUGUGACACCAUUGAGGAGGAGGAUGAAGGUGCUGCAGAGGAAGAGGCCAUCCAGGCCCUGGGUGAAGUCCAGUGGCCCGACACGUGCGAGUUCUUCUUCCGGGAUUGCCCAGCCCAGAGGCCCAGGCGCCAGGGGAGCUCCCCAGCCACGGUCCCACCCCUGGGGGCUGAGGCUGCACCAGUGGCACCUGCUGUCGACCUGGUGCCCAUCUCCAUCCCAGAGGCCUAUGAACACUUCCUCGGGGAGGAGGGGCUUGGCGGUGUGCAGCCAUCAGCUGCCCUUCUCCAGCUACGGACCUCAGAGCAGGAAGUCGGGCCUGGGGCCUCGCCUGAGCCCAGUCCAGCCACUGCACAACAGCUCAGCCUGGCAGUCAGGCAGGCAGGGGAGCUCUGCCGUCCCCUGGCCGUCCCCUUCAGUCAGAAUGACAUGUGCCUGGUGUUUGUGGCCUUUGCUACCUGGGCUGUGAGAACCUCAGAUCUACACACCCCUGACGCUUGGAAAACAGUCUUGCUGGCCAACAUCGGCACCAUCUCCGCCAUCCGCUACUUCCGCAGGCGGGUGAGGCGAGGACGCAGUCCCAGCCGCAGCUGCAGUCGCAGCCCAAGUCCCACCUCCUAGCAACCAGACCUGGGCCACAGGGACGCAGGUCAGAAGACAAGCAUGUGCCAGGAGGUGCUGCCCUCCUCCUUGCCCUUGACCCCGUCUUCGAGGGCGUCCAGGAGGGAGCCAGUGUCCGUGGGGCUGGCUCCCUUGGACUUCACCUAAGGCACAGCCAGGGGCUGAGGCUGCUCCCCUCUCCUUAGAGGGAGGAGAUUUGGAAUUCUGGGUGGGUAAGGACUGAGCAGGGAACUGGUUAAUAGGAUACUGGAUCAGCAAAUGAAAAGCACAAGGCACCCAGUUAGAUUUGAAUUUCAGACAUGCAAUAUUUGGGACAUACUUAGACUAAGAAAUUAUUAUUGUUGAUCUGAAAUCUAACUUAACUGGGCACUGUGUUUCAUCUGGUCACACGAGGGAGGGGUGAGUGGCAGGAGAAGAUACUGGAAGAAUUAGGAGUGGCAGAGAGGGGCAAGGCUCUGCUGGGUUGUAGGGUCCAGAUGGGGAUGCUGGGUGCUGUAGAAGCUGGGGGCAUGUUCUGGGGCAUCUGUCCUGCUCACAAGAGCCUCUCUGAGCCCUGAGCGACUGUGGUCAAGUCUGCCUGGGUAGACCUGGGCGGAUCCCUAAAUGCCUUCAGUGGCUGUGGCAGCCCCCAUGUUGGGGGGUCUAUGGGGCAGGACCUGGGCUCCAUCUGAGGAACCCUGGAUGAGGGUGCAGGCAGAACUCAGUCCUCACACAUGAGGACGUGGCUCCUGAGAGUUUUGCUGCUCCUGUGGGUCAGCUGGUGUGAGGGCUGAGGUCAAGAGCAGUCAGAGAUGGGGUGGGAAGGUGAGCGAGGGGCCAGAGGUGGGUGGGGGGUCUUCCC
Messenger RNA from Sciurus carolinensis (gray squirrel), 4588 nucleotides. It is a transcript of the gene Perm1, whose product is annotated as PPARGC1 and ESRR induced regulator, muscle 1. NCBI's taxonomy places the organism in Eukaryota, Metazoa, Chordata, Mammalia, Rodentia, Sciuridae. The record is from RefSeq and is a predicted model, not a curated record. Gene Ontology annotation, biological process: regulation of DNA-templated transcription; response to muscle activity. The coding region runs from base 1048 to 3747 and encodes 899 amino acids. The transcript has 3 exons. Gene Ontology annotation, cellular component: nucleus; cytoplasm.